UUUGUUUCCGACUCAAUGUUUUUUUCUUCUUCUAAUUGUUCUCUUUUAUUCUCCAUUUUUAUUUCUGCCCUAAUUUUAUUUACAAUUGUUGAAGCAAGAGGAGGAAGACGUGGAGGGAAAGGACGUGGAAAAACAAAUCUUCAAUUUGCUCAAGUUGCUGAAUUUAGUUUAAUUUCUUCUCAAUUGCCUGAUAAUAGAAGCGCCCAAAUUAUCACUGGCUCUCACUUUAGUCAAAUUUUCAGGCUUGGCUUUAAAUUGAGAUUAAUUUGCAAAGCUUAUGGAGAACCCCGUCCAAUGAUUAAAUGGUAUAAAGAAGGGGCAGAAAUGCAACCAAAACCAAAUGUUCAUUAUUAUGAAAAACCUUUAAGCAAAAAUAAAAUUUGGAUAUAUGCUUGUGUUGCUAAUAAUCAGUAUGGGGUGAUGGCAAAAAAUUUUAAAGCUGAAUAUACUUAUUGA
Meloidogyne enterolobii is the source of this 456-nucleotide messenger RNA. Lineage: Eukaryota; Metazoa; Nematoda; Chromadorea; Rhabditida; Meloidogynidae. The record is from the annotation of a GenBank genome assembly.